Naegleria fowleri is the source of this 1374-nucleotide messenger RNA. RefSeq lists its product as uncharacterized. Gene Ontology annotation, cellular component: nuclear pore. The record is from RefSeq and is a predicted model, not a curated record. Gene Ontology annotation, molecular function: structural constituent of nuclear pore. The transcript has a single exon. The coding region runs from base 1 to 1374 and encodes 457 amino acids. Gene Ontology annotation, biological process: nucleocytoplasmic transport. NCBI's taxonomy places the organism in Eukaryota, Heterolobosea, Eutetramitea, Acrasida, Naegleriidae.
AUGUCUGGCUUCACAUUUGGCAACGUUGCCUCGAACCCAUCAUCAACCACAACAGGAGGCACAACAGGAGGAGGAGGAUUUACUUUCAAUUUUGGUACUCCAUCCUCUCAAGCUCCAGCUACAUCCGUAACAGCAACGACACAGCCUUCCACUUCAACUGGUAGUACUUCUACCACUGGAGGCUUUACCUUUCCGACCACCUCGACAGCAACGACAUCAGGAACCACAGCACCAUCAACAACAACAACAACCACCCAACCAACAACAACAACAGCUGGAACAACUGGAGGAUUUACCAUUCCAUCAAGUACUACAACAACAACAACGACAGGAACAAAUCCUACAGCAAGUACCACUGGUGCAACAACCGGAGGCUUUAAUUUUGGUGCACCAGGCUCUACACCCGGAUUAACAACAACUACCACAGCGCAACCAGGAAAUGUUGAUGUUGUAAAUAUAACCCCAAAAACAACCUUUCAAAAACUUCCAGAUCAAUAUAAAAAAGCAUGGCAGCAAUUUGAAAAAGAAAAGACUACUAAUAGAGAGAAAGCUGUUGAAAUUGUGAAACAACAAGAGAAUGCAAACGAUACUCAAAAGAUUAAAAAACAUAUAGUGAAGAUUGAAAAGAAGAUAAAUGCAUCAAAAGUCAAUAUUGGACGUUCUAAAGAUACUGUAGAAACUUUAAAACACGAUGUAUUGGUAGAAUCAAAGAAUGCUGAACAAGCUCAAAACAAUUUUAACAAGCUUAGGGCAACUUAUACUAAUAUUGAUCCAAAUUAUUCUUCAACAUACUUUAUUAAUACAGCCCAAAAAUUAGAACAGCGGAUGCAAGAGAUUUGGAAAGAAAUAGAAGAUAUCAGUCAAACACUUUCUCAUGGGGAUGCAUAUCAAAUGCCUUUUGGACAACUCUUACAAGGAACAAUAGUGUCACAACAACAAGCAUUCUUUAAUGCUGCUGCCAGACUUUCUGUCCUACAUGAAAAGGUAAACGAACUAAAAGAGCUAUAUAUUAGGACAUACCAAAUUAAGGGAGACCCCUUUAAAGAACCCUCUAAAACUACUAAGCCAUCCUUUAAUUAUUCAAAAUCAUUGAAUGCCUCUCUUCCAGGAUUGAACAUCCAACCAAUAAUUUCAAACCCAACCUCAGGUGUCACAACCACUGCUCCGACUACAACGACAGGAUUUUCUUUUGGAAAUCCAACAACAGGUGGCACUACUGGAGGUGUUACUACUGGAGGAGGAUUUAACUUUGGUGGAACCACUACAACCACAACCACCACUGCUCCAACGACGACCGGUUUUAAUUUCGGAGGUACUAGCACCACUACUAGUGGUACUGGAGGAUUCAACCUAAAUAUCAACAGGCGAAGAUGA